GUCCCCUCCCUCUCGACUCGAGUACCGAUCGCAGCGGCGAAGAUGUUUCCGUUUGGGCGAAACCCGCCUCACUCUUCGAAUAACAAAGAGGAGGAGCCAUGGCUCGCCCAGUGUUUGAAGCCGGAGAAUUACCUCCCAGGAAUGAUCAUCGGCUUCCUUUUGGGGUUGUUUCUGGAUCUCUCGGCCACGCGCAGAGUCAGGGAUCCCAGGGGCAAGUCGUCCUCUCGUCCCGGCAAACACCAGUCGAUGUCGGCAGCCGCUUCUUCUUCUUCUCCCCGCGGCACCUCCGAAGAGCUCAAAAUGGUUCUAAUUGUUCGACAAGACCUGAAGAUGGGAGCCGGAAAAAUUGCCUCUCAAUGUGCCCAUGCAGCGACUGGCAUGUAUGCAGAGUUGCUUCAAAGCCAUCGCUCUCUUUUGAGACAAUGGGAGCAAUAUGGGCAAGCUAAAAUAGUUUUAUCAUGCAAGAAUCAGCAAGAGAUGAAUAAGUUGAAGGAAGCAGCAGACCGUUGUGGCCUUCCAACUUUUGUGGUUGCUGAUGCAGGGCGUACACAGGUUCUGGCUGGAUCAAGGACAGUUCUUGCCAUUGGACCAGGGAGGAAGGCAGACAUUGAUUCUGUAACUGGGAAACUGCAUCUGCUGUAACAAUGUGGGCCCCCAUGAUGAAAUUUUGGCAGAUACAUCUUAAAUGGCAGAAGAAAUGUUCCCAUGUCUUUGCUGUAAGUUCAGAAAUUCUUGGAAAAUGCUCUGAGACUGCAAAUGGCACUGUAACCAACGACAUGGAAUUUCCGAUCUCAUGAAGGCUAUGGAGUCAGUUGUGCUGAAUUGCUCAACUGCAAGUUCCUCAGUCGAGAUAACAACCAUCAUUCAUCAUUUACUUAUGACAAUUAAGGAAUUGCAAAUUGGCACAUCAUUUUAAUUAAGAAUUUCACUUUAGUAUGUGACUUUGUGUUAUUCACUUUAGACGGUUUUCUUUCCCCAAUUGAUGUAGCUUUGGUUACUAUUUUCGUUUUUAAUUUCUAUUCCUUGUCAUUUUUGUUGGGA
This is a messenger RNA of Musa acuminata subsp. malaccensis (wild Malaysian banana), 1041 nucleotides long. Its product is annotated as nuclear pore complex protein NUP35. Lineage: Eukaryota; Viridiplantae; Streptophyta; Magnoliopsida; Zingiberales; Musaceae. Gene Ontology annotation, molecular function: peptidyl-tRNA hydrolase activity; nucleic acid binding; phospholipid binding. Gene Ontology annotation, biological process: nuclear pore organization; NLS-bearing protein import into nucleus. Gene Ontology annotation, cellular component: nuclear pore nuclear basket; cytosol; nuclear membrane. The record is from RefSeq and is a predicted model, not a curated record.